GCAUCAGAUUGGACGUGAGCUUUAGUUUCGUCCUGGAGGAACCGAGAGGUUUGGGUUUCUGCUGCCGUUUAGAAGCGACCGCAGUAUCAUCCUAUUGGGUAAAAUGAAGUGUCUUCUGGUGGCCAACGAGAGCGCAGAGGUUCUGUUCUACUGGACUGACACUGAGUUUGAGCAGCAGGUUCAGAAGCAGUAUGGAGUUUCCCAGGAAGAAGGAGAAGGACUACCUGCUUUUGAAGACAGCAUUAACACUCUCUUCGCACCCAUCAUCAUCUCCUGUAGCACCAUGGUGGACCGACUCAUGGACAAUUACACCUCCUUCAGCACAGAAAACAAUCAUAUCUAUGUUCUGCAUCAGUUUGAGGAAUGUCUCUACAUUGCUGUGAAUGGAGACGGAGAUGAGACCGAGGAGGAUUUAAAGAGAAAGAUCUAUGUGAUGAAGAAACUCACAGAAAUCAUGUUUGGCAUGGUGACUCUCAGCGGCGCCCUCUUGAGGAAAGAAUUGCGCCCUCAAGAUACGGAGCAAAGGAACCGGUUGUGGAAGAAGCUGCGAAGCCUCUUGGAAACAUACAGCCGCUUAAGAGAGAACGACCAAAGCUUUUUAGUGGAGGCGGUGGAAAGGUUGAUCCACCCGACCCUUUGUGAGCAGUGCAUCGAGUUUCUGGAGCGUCGACUGGUGCAGCAGAUCAACAGCAACAUGGACAGAGCGGGCGAGGAGGUGCUACACGCUUUCAUACUGGUGCAAACCAAAAUGCUGGCCUUCUACUCCAGUCGAAGUGCCAGCAGUCUAUCCACCUCUGAUCUUCUGGCUCUGAUCAUCCUGGUGCAGGAUCUCUAUCCCAGCAAAAUCGACCUAGAUGACACUCCUGAGGAGUUAGAGAACAGUUCAAUUCCAGAUGUGUUCUACACACCAGAGCCCUCUCCUCCUGAACGGGAAUCAGUCCGACCAAGAGGUGACAGUCCUCCUGUCUUCCAGUUUGUAGAUCCCGAUGUUCAGAUGGCCGAGGACAGUCUGCAAACUCUUGAAGUUCCAACCUCUGACCCUUCAGCCCCAUCCAGAGUAUUCCUGGAAGCCAAAGAGUGUCCCAUGAUGCCUCACUCCAUGUAUUGCCUAUCUCUCUGUCCCGGAAUAACACUCGUGCUGCUCACAAAGAUUCCCAACAGUCAUGUGGCAGUGUCUGCUUACUGCUUUCUGGAAACCUUUGUGAAGCUGGAGAAGAGGUUAUGUGAGGGGCAUGAAGGGGCCGCGGCCAUGCGGGGUCAGCCCUCUAUCCAGGAGCAGCGGAGCAAACUGGAGAAGUUCAUCAAAGCCUGGGCCAGCAUGGACAUUCAGACCUCCCAACUUCAAAAUGUGUGGACAGACUUUAAGAACAAGGCAUUCAGCAGAUCAGGAUCUGGAUUCACAAGGGAUUUGCUGCCCUCUUGUCGAAACAUGAAGACUCAGAUGUGUGGCGUGUACAGGCAGUUUUUUGCAACCGAGUGCAUGGGCAGCAGUCAGCGAUUGGCUCCUCAUCUGCAAGAGCGAGCUCUGAACAUGGUCCAAGAGAAGUUGAUGCACUGGAAGGAUUUUCUGCUGGUGAAAAGCAAAAGGAAUAUCACAAUGGUGUCAUACCUGGAAGAGUUUCCUGGUCUUAUCCACUUUAUCUAUGUGGAUCGUUCAGAUGGUCGGAUGAUUGCACCCUCCCUAAAUGUGACUGAUCACGCUGUCUCCGAGCUCGGAAAGGGGCCUCUAGCUGACUUCAUAAAGAGCAAGGUUUGGAGUCUUGUGGCAACAGCACAGCAGUACCUGCAAAAGGGUUACACCACCGUCACGCUCCGGGAUGGAGAUUAUUUCUACUGUUACUUCCUAUGGUUUGAAAAUGAAACGGGUUACAAACUGGAAGUCAUAGACAUACCCAGCUCCCCAGACAAUGGCGCUCCAGUAGGAAUGCUCACCUGUGAUUAUUACAGGAAACUGCUGCGGUAUUACAGCAAAAAACAUCAGAACGAAGUGUUGAAGUGUUAUGAACUGUUUACUGUGCAUCUGGGUGUGAUCCCCAGUGAAUAUAUUCUUCAGCACUGCAGUCAGCUGGCCCGUAAGCUGUGGGAGCCCUCCCGUAUCCCGCUUCUGUGACCAGCACGGUCCUCAGAGGAUUAUGGUCCAUGCAGCCGUGUUCACUUUAUUCUGUAGCUGCAUGAUCUGUAAUCUAUAUGGAGAGUUUUCUGAACUUUCUGCACAAGCACUUCUUAUUUCAGUUAAGGUGAUUGCAGAAAAUAUUGUGUCGGGGAAACCAAACAUU
Messenger RNA from Sinocyclocheilus rhinocerous, 2276 nucleotides. Its product is annotated as Hermansky-Pudlak syndrome 1 protein homolog. Gene Ontology annotation, cellular component: BLOC-3 complex. Bases 104 to 2110 code for a protein of 668 amino acids. Gene Ontology annotation, molecular function: guanyl-nucleotide exchange factor activity. Gene Ontology annotation, biological process: melanosome assembly; vesicle-mediated transport. The record is from RefSeq and is a predicted model, not a curated record. The transcript is spliced from 18 exons. Lineage: Eukaryota; Metazoa; Chordata; Actinopteri; Cypriniformes; Cyprinidae.